AGUUCCCAUUGGCCACCAGCGGGAACACAGACAUCCGGUUUGCGCGUCGGGAAGCCAGGCGCGGAGGUCGCCAUGGUGCGGUUCAAGCACAGGUACCUGCUCUGCGAAGUGGUGUCUGACGACCCCCGCUGCCGCCUGAGUCUGGAUGACAGAGUGCUGGGUAGCCUCAUUCGGGACACGAUCGCCCGCGUACACGGGACUUUCGGUGCGGCCACCUGCUCCAUCGGCUUCGCAGUGCGAUACCUGAACGCCUAUACUGGAAUAGUGCUACUUCGGUGCCGAAAGGAAUUCUACCAGCUUGUGUGGUCAGCUCUACCCUUCGUCACAUACUUGGAGAACAAAGGACACCGUUACCCGUGUUUUCUCAACACCUUACAUGUGGGAGGUACAAUUAGAACAUGUCAGAAGUUCCUGAUUCAGUACAACAGGAGACAGCUGUUGAUCCUGCUGCAGAACUGCACGGAUGAAGGAGAGCGGGAAGCUAUCCAGAAGUCUGUCACAAGAAGCUGUUUACUAGAGGAGUCGGGAGAGGACGACCUUUCGGAUGGUGGUGAGGAAGCUGCUGAAGCAAUGGAGUGAGCCUCUGCAGGUGGCACUGUGCCUAAGUCUUAGGGCCCCUUUGUUGGAUCAGGACAUUCGGGGAGGCAGCAGCAUCUUGCACAUUUCUCCAAAAUGGAUAACUGUCGAUCAGAGGCCAAGUUAGCAGCUCAAAAUGGAGGACUUAUUCACUUGAACUGAUGUCACCUUUUCCUAGGGUCGCCCGCUCAAGUGGUUCUGCAGGUUGUGGACCCUCUGUAAUUACAGCUAUCUUUGUUUCUAAUUGCCUGGCUGAGAGUAGGUUUAAUAAAUUGUAUUUGGCUUCUACAGCAUUUAGCAUACUUAGGAAGUUCAUGUUUGGCCAAGUCUCUUCCCCCGGUACUCCUAGCCUCAGUGGGAAGACCGCCUCCCACUUCAGACCUUGUACCCCCAGCCCAUAGGAUGGGCCCUAAGCGAUCCAGGUCAUUUGGAGUAGAAGUAUUAAAGAGACACCACAAAUGAGCUAUAGCUGGUCUCAGUAUUGACCCAUAGAACCUUGAAAAUACCAGGUUCCUUGUCUACUUCAUUAGGUAACUUGACAAAAAAAUGCAGUUCUAGCACUUUUCUUGAGGGGGGGGAAACCUGGCUUCACCUGACCUCAUUAUUACAAAGCCAAGUAGCAACUGCCAACUUCUGGUACUUUCUACAGUUCUACGCUUCCCUACUGACUUAUACUUACUUGCCUGGCACCUGAAAACAGAUGAGACUGCCACACUCACGGGAAUUAGGAGGGACAAGAGAUUGUGGUUAGUUUUCAUCUACCUACUAAUGACAUUUCUAGGAUGUUUUCUCAAUAAUAAAAUGGAUGUCACUCAAAGUCCUUGACACAUUUAA
Hipposideros armiger (great roundleaf bat) is the source of this 1410-nucleotide messenger RNA. It is a transcript of the gene POP5, whose product is annotated as POP5 ribonuclease P/MRP subunit. The transcript has 5 exons. Gene Ontology annotation, biological process: tRNA 5'-leader removal. Gene Ontology annotation, molecular function: ribonuclease P RNA binding. NCBI's taxonomy places the organism in Eukaryota, Metazoa, Chordata, Mammalia, Chiroptera, Hipposideridae. The record is from RefSeq and is a predicted model, not a curated record. Gene Ontology annotation, cellular component: ribonuclease P complex. The coding region runs from base 73 to 579 and encodes 168 amino acids.